Dipodomys ordii (Ord's kangaroo rat) is the source of this 831-nucleotide messenger RNA. It is a transcript of the gene Rab3b, whose product is annotated as RAB3B, member RAS oncogene family. Gene Ontology annotation, cellular component: endosome; plasma membrane; synaptic vesicle. Bases 66 to 725 code for a protein of 219 amino acids. The transcript is spliced from 5 exons. Gene Ontology annotation, molecular function: GTP binding; GTPase activity. NCBI's taxonomy places the organism in Eukaryota, Metazoa, Chordata, Mammalia, Rodentia, Heteromyidae. The record is from RefSeq and is a predicted model, not a curated record. Gene Ontology annotation, biological process: regulation of exocytosis; protein secretion; protein localization to plasma membrane.
UUCUCCCGCCGCCAGGUGCGACCCCUCGGCGAGCGAGCCCCGCAGUCCUGCACUCGGAGUCCGAGAUGGCCUCAGUGACCGAUAGUAAAACUGGAAUCAAAGAUGCCUCUGACCAGAAUUUUGACUAUAUGUUCAAACUGCUCAUCAUUGGUAACAGCAGUGUUGGCAAGACCUCCUUCCUCUUCCGCUAUGCUGAUGAUACCUUCACCCCUGCCUUUGUCAGCACUGUGGGCAUCGACUUUAAGGUGAAGACAGUAUACCGCCAUGAGAAGCGAGUGAAGCUGCAGAUUUGGGACACAGCUGGGCAGGAGCGGUACCGGACUAUCACCACAGCCUAUUACCGUGGGGCUAUGGGCUUCAUCCUUAUGUAUGACAUCACCAAUGAGGAGUCCUUCAAUGCUGUCCAGGACUGGGCUACUCAGAUCAAGACCUACUCCUGGGACAAUGCUCAGGUUAUUCUGGUGGGGAACAAGUGUGACAUGGAAGAGGAGAGGGUUGUCCCCACUGAGAAGGGCCGACUUCUUGCAGAGCAGCUGGGGUUUGACUUCUUUGAAGCCAGUGCCAAGGAGAACAUCAGCGUGAGGCAAGCCUUUGAACGCCUGGUAGAUGCCAUUUGUGAUAAGAUGUCUGAUUCGCUGGACACAGACCCCUCUGUGCUGGGCACUGCCAAGAAUACCCGUCUCUCAGACACUCCACCGCUGCUGCAGCAGAACUGCUCAUGCUAGGCAAGGCCUACCCACUUAACCUCUCCUCAUUGUAGUCCACAUGCACUUUGCUUCUCUGUUACACACUGUCCACUCUCACCCAAAGAAGCUGAGUUGCUGCUGUUCU